Molecule: messenger RNA, 1071 nt
Organism: Zasmidium cellare ATCC 36951
Lineage: Eukaryota; Fungi; Ascomycota; Dothideomycetes; Mycosphaerellales; Mycosphaerellaceae
Exons: 1
Coding region: 1-1071 (356 amino acids)
Source: RefSeq, a predicted model, not a curated record
AUGACCGGACCAGCUCAAAGCGAAGAUUGCGUUAUCGCAACGAGAGGCGAUGUCAGGGAAAACACCCACCAAGUGCAUGCAGCAAUCGUGGACUCCACUGGACGAUUGCUAUACGCCGUCGGCAACCCUUCCCGUGUGACGUUGAUGCGAUCCGCCGCAAAGCCUGCCCAAGCACUCGCCGUCCUCAGCACUGGAUGUUUUGAGAAGUGUGGAUUUGAUGAAGUGGAUCUUGCUCUCAUGUGUGCCUCUCACAAUAGCGAGCAAAGACAUGUUGAUCGUGCUCGUUCCAUGCUGGUAAAGGCUGGCGUGACGGAAGAUGAUCUCAAUUGCGGCGGCCACCCAUCGAUAUCAAGCGAGGUCAACCGAUCGUGGAUCAGGGCAGACUUCGAGCCAACGCCAAUCAACAACAACUGCUCGGGGAAGCAUGCUGGAAUGUUGGCUGGGAGCAAAGCUCUGGGUGGCGCCAUUGAGACCUAUCACUUGCCGGGCAAUCCACUGCAGACGGAGGUCAAACGAGUUGUCGAACAACUUGCCGACCUUGAACCUGCUUCGGUCUUCUGGUCAACUGAUGGCUGUAAUCUUCCUGCUCCUGCCGUUCCGCUCCAGAGCAUGGCACAAGUCUAUGCCAAAUUCGCCACGGCUGCUGAUGCUGCUGACAAGGAUGACACUCAGACAGCGCGCAUGUCGCAAAUCUUCCACGCCAUGUCAACAUACCCCGAGAUGGUCGCCGGCAAAGACAGAUUUUGCACCACCCUUAUGAAAAAUUUCCACGGGAGGCUCAUCGGCAAGGUUGGAGCGGAUGGCUGCUACGGAAUAGGCAUACGAGCAUCAGAACAGACACGACGCCUGGGAAGCGCUGGCGCUAUCGGCAUCGCGAUCAAGAUUGAAGAUGGAAAUCUCGACGUGCUAUAUUCGGUCGCUGCAGAGAUACUGGCUCGUCUUCACGUUGAAGAAUACAGUAAAAUGCAAGAUCUGCGCCGCUUUCACCAGCUGAGCCGAUUGAACACGGCGAACGAGCAGGUUGGUUGCUAUUGCCAUGCAUACAGCCUGCGGCCUUGCACUAAGUCGUGA